Messenger RNA from Lactuca saligna, 306 nucleotides. Lineage: Eukaryota; Viridiplantae; Streptophyta; Magnoliopsida; Asterales; Asteraceae. The record is from the annotation of a GenBank genome assembly.
AUGAACUCAACCACCAUUCCAUGGCGGCAUGUGGUGGCCAGAGGGCGUCAGCCUCCAAACGGUAGUAGUGAGGCAGCCAUCGGGAUGGAAAUGAAGAGGGAAGAAGGUGGUUCGAACCCACUAAGUACAGCAACAGCACCAACGAAGAGACGACGGUUCACUGACCUCAUCGGUAGCUCCGUCAUCAACAGCGACGGCACAACAACAGCUGGUGGUAAGGACCGGACUGCAGGAGGAUCGUCCGUUAGCCCCUUGUGGUCUUCAUUUCCUCUGGUUAUAGAGGAUUUCAUCGAUGGUCUUGCUUGA